AUGGCAGCAGGAGGUUUUGGUAAAGCAAGGGAUCGAUCCACUUUUAAAGGUGUCAUUGAUAAAUUUGUCGGCAGUUUCAAUGACCUCAUCAACAAAGACAAACAAUUUAAUAACUCACAUAAUCAUGGACAGCCCGGGCAUAACAGUCAGGAGAAUAUCCAAGAUAAAGAAAUGGAAAUCUCGGGCCCGUAUAAUGCUAAACAUGUCACUCACGUCGGCUUCGAUGCCAGUACAGGAGAGUUCACAGGCUUACCUCAAGAAUGGCAAACUCUCUUACAGCACAGUGGUAUUUCCAAGGUGGAGCAAUAUCAAAACCCUCAAGCCGUUUUGGAUGCCAUUGGCUUUUAUCAAGAGAAUAGAGGAGACCUUGAUGAAGCAGUGUAUCAUAAAAUGGAAAGAGCCCAUGCAUUAACAGACGACGAUCUGGAUGACGAAGAGGCAAACAUACCAGCUGACAGUCAUCAUGCCGCCGCGAUGGGACUCACGGCUGAGCAGGUUCGUAGUCGUGAUGAGCAUUUCCAUCGUGUGCAAAAGGCCUAUUUGGAUGAACAAACCAAACGAUGGCGUGAUCAUUUUAAUAAGUCUAAAGUGACAGACACGAAAACACAAACACCUGCCAGUACGGCUGCUCGAGAUUAUGAUAUUAAGAGGAAACUAAGUUCGAAAUUACGUGAUAGAAAUCAGCAACAACAACAACAACAACAACAACAACAACAAAACUAUCCACCACAGCCACAGUAUACACAUAGUAAACCUGGUACUGUGAAGCAACGCGUGAAAGAGAGGAAACAUACGAUGAAAGAUGCCGAAGUGAUUGCAAAGUUGAAAACCAUAUGUAUUGAAGCUGACCCCACACUUAUUUACAAAAGCAUGAGAAAGAUCGGUCAAGGUGCUUCUGGUGGUGUUUAUAUUGCUUAUUCAGAUUACAAUGACUUCCCUGUCGCUAUCAAGCAAAUGAAUUUGGAACAGCAACCCAAGAAAGAACUCAUCAUCAACGAAAUCCUCGUGAUGAAAGAGUCCAAGCAGAAGAAUAUCGUCAACUUCAUUGACUCCUAUUUAUGGAAAGGGGAUCUCUGGGUUGUCAUGGAAUACAUGGAAGGUGGUAGUCUUACGGAUGUCGUUACGAACAACAUGAUGAUGGAGGGCCAAAUCGCCGCUGUGUGUCAGGAAGUGCUCGAGGGCCUUCAGCAUCUUCACGCCAAAGGUGUGAUUCAUCGCGAUAUCAAAAGCGACAAUAUCCUGUUGAGCUUGAAUGGCGAUAUAAAACUGACUGAUUUUGGUUUCUGUGCUCAACUCAAUGAUAUGCAGUCGAAACGAACCACCAUGGUGGGUACGCCCUAUUGGAUGGCUCCUGAAGUGGUGACAAGAAAAGAAUAUGGUCCCAAGGUGGACAUUUGGUCCUUGGGUAUUAUGGCCAUUGAAAUGAUUGAGGGUGAGCCACCCUACUUGAACGAAAAUCCUUUGCGUGCCCUCUAUUUAAUUGCCAAUAAUGGAACGCCCAAAUUGCAAAACCCUGAUGCUUUGUCGCCCGUGUUUAGAGAUUUUCUGGCCAAGUGUCUUGAGGUAGAAGUGGAUCGUCGAUUGGGAGCAUCAGACAUGCUAAAACAUCCAUUUUUAAAACUGGCAGACCCUUUGCCCUCCUUAGCACCCUUGAUCAGAGCAGCUCGUGAAGCAGUAAGACGUGAUGAACAGCAUCAUUAA
Mycotypha africana is the source of this 1701-nucleotide messenger RNA. RefSeq names its product kinase-like domain-containing protein. The transcript has 5 exons. Gene Ontology annotation, cellular component: cytoplasm. Lineage: Eukaryota; Fungi; Mucoromycota; Mucoromycetes; Mucorales; Mycotyphaceae. The coding region runs from base 1 to 1701 and encodes 566 amino acids. Gene Ontology annotation, biological process: regulation of MAPK cascade; intracellular signal transduction; protein phosphorylation. Gene Ontology annotation, molecular function: ATP binding; protein serine/threonine kinase activity. The record is from RefSeq and is a predicted model, not a curated record.